Cyprinus carpio (common carp) is the source of this 1602-nucleotide messenger RNA. RefSeq names its product limbic system-associated membrane protein-like. The transcript is spliced from 9 exons. Gene Ontology annotation, cellular component: neuron projection. The coding region runs from base 1 to 1023 and encodes 340 amino acids. The record is from RefSeq and is a predicted model, not a curated record. Lineage: Eukaryota; Metazoa; Chordata; Actinopteri; Cypriniformes; Cyprinidae.
AUGACUCAUGCCUUCCGUGCCUUGGGUUUGUUCGUCAGUAGAUCAGCAGCGAAAUCUCAGCCGUCUCUGCUGCUGCGUCUCUUGCGCAGCUGUUUGCCCGGUCUCACGCGAGUCUCCUUUAAAAGAGAAAAAACAAGCUUCAAUCUGUGUUAUGUGGAUGCUAAAGGUUGUCGAAAGGUGGCCUGGUUGAAAACGCUCCGAACAUCAUCUUCGCGGGUGAGGGAUAAAGUGGGUCUUCUGGACCCGCCGGGUGGAGGGGGUGGUGACUCAGGGUUCAGCUGGAGUUACAAGUUGCGGAUACAGAAGGUGGAUGUGUCGACGAGGGGCCGUAUACCUGCUCCAUCCAGGACCAAACAGCAGCCCAAGACGUCACAGGUCUAUCUCAUCGUUCAAGUUCCUCCAAUCAUCUAUAAAGUUUCGGACGACAUCAUUGUGAACGAGGGCAGUAAUGUGACGUUGACGUGUUUGGCCAAUGGGAGGCCAGAUCCCUCCAUCACCUGGAGACUGCUCAACCCGUCAGCCGAGGCUCUGGACGUGGGCGAGUAUCUGGAGAUCUCUGGGAUCAUUCGCUCUCAGGCCGGACGUUACGAGUGUAAAGCGAGCAAUGACGUCUCCACUCCUGAUGUCAAAUACGUCAGCGUGGUGGUGAACUACCCGCCGUACAUCAAGGAUGUGCGGAGCUCCGAGACGCCGGUGGGACAGGCUGGAGUCCUGCACUGCGAGGCGUCUGCGGUUCCUCAGCCUGAGUUUGAGUGGUACAGAGACGAGCGCAGACUGUCCAGCUCUCAGAGCGUCAGUAUUCAGAUCAAGCGGCUCUCUCGCACGCUGCUGGUGGUCGCAAACGUCACAGAGGACGAUUACGGAAACUACACGUGUGUCGCCACCAACAGACUGGGAAUCCACAACGCCAGCGUGUUCCUCUACAAACCAAGCACUGGGCGGGACAUCAACGCCUCAGGCUGCGCCUGUCAAUCAUUCUGGCUCCUCCUCCUGUCUGUUCUCUCGGCUCUUCUGAAGUGUUAAUGUUGAACGCAGAUGCUCUGAUUGUCUCAGACUGUUUCCAUCCGUCCAUCCACGCUCACCGUUACGCCCCGGCAAGGACGACCGUCUUAUUUUCAGGAAAAAAGUAUGACGUAGAAAAGAAAGAAGGUGCUCUUCUUAAGGCAAGAAUAUUGUCAUUUAACCGAUUCAAGCACUUAAUUCCAGUGACGCGCGUCUGUCUGUCGUCUGAGUGCAUGUGUGUGAUUUACCACAGAAACCCGGAGUGUCUAGAAAAAUGGUUCAUUUCAUUGUGUUUUCCCAUAAUUCCCUGCAGCCUGUUCCCAAAUCUGCCUAAUGUAAGCUAAUGAAGGAAAGCUAGAAUCAUGUAAAGUUUAGAUGUGGUUUAGGACUAAUGACUAGCAGAAGGGACUGAAACACAGUAUUUUUUCUGCUGAAUCUUCAGGCUUCAUGAAGAUUCUCUGAGAUCAGAACAAUCAUGUGCUGUUUGAGACACACUCGGCCGUCAGUGUUUGUUAUGAUGGAUCAGAGAAUCUUUUCACAGAGGCAGAACAGACCCGCCCCCGUAAACCCCGCCCACAUGUGUAGCCCCACCCACUAAUA